This is a messenger RNA of Zootoca vivipara (common lizard), 2649 nucleotides long. It is a transcript of the gene GAREM2, whose product is annotated as GRB2 associated regulator of MAPK1 subtype 2. Lineage: Eukaryota; Metazoa; Chordata; Lepidosauria; Squamata; Lacertidae. The record is from RefSeq and is a predicted model, not a curated record.
AUGGAGCGACUGGCGGCGGCGCUGGGCCGCAUGGCGUGGAGCUCCGGGCCGCCGCUGCCGCUCGACCUCAUCGUGGCCAAGUGCCGCCUUCCGGCGCUUGUGCGCCCCGGGCCCGGAGAGUACGUGGAAGGGGUUAGUGACCAGGACGUGCUCCUUAUCCACUCCUGCCGCCAGUGGACCACAGUGACAGCCCAUAGCCUGGAGGAGGGACACUACGUCAUUGGCCCCAAGAUUGACAUCCCUCUCCAGUAUCCAGGGAAAUUCAAGCUGCUCGACCAGGACAGGGAUGUCCGGGAGCCUGUGCAGUACUUCAACAGCGUGGAAGAGGUGGCCAGUAUAUUCCCGGACAGGGUCUUCGUCAUGGAGGCCAUCACCUUCAGCGUCAAGGUGGUGUCGGGGGAGUUCAGCGAGGACAGCGAGGUGUACAACUUUACACUGCACGCCGGGGACGAGCUGACGCUCAUGGGCCAAGCCGAGAUCCUGUGUGCGAAAGCCGCCAAGGAGAAGUCGCGCUUCAACACGUUGUUGCGGAAGCUGGGCAAGGCGGGCGUCGUUGGCAGCGGGAGUGGCGCUGGGGCCGGGGGCGGUGCCGGGGGCGGAGUCGGCGGGGGCAGCCGCCCGCUGAAGGGCAAGAUGCCCUGCCUGAUCUGCAUGAACCACCGCACCAACGAGAGCCUCAGUUUGCCCUUCCAGUGCAAGGGGCGCUUCAGCACCCGCUCGCCGCUGGAGCUGCAGAUGCAGGAGGGCGAGCACACCAUCCGCAGCAUCAUCGAGAAGGUGCGGCUGCCCGUCAACGUGACGGUGCCCACGCGGCCCCCACGCAACCCCUAUGACCUCCACGCCAUCCGCGAGGGCCACUGCUACAAGCUGGUUAGCAUCAUCUCCAAGACGGUGGUCCUCUGCUGCAUCCUGCGCAGGGAGGCCGUGGCCCCCUUCCACUUCCUCCUGCUGACGGACAUGCCCCGCUUCCUCCUCCCCGAGGGGGCGCUGUGGGGCGGAGGGGACGCCCGCCUGGAGAAGCUCCUCCGCGAGAGCGCCGCCCUCUGCCAGGAGUGCUUCGACCCCAACGAGUACUCCAAGGCGGUGCGCGAGGCCAAGGCGGACCUGGCGGAGGAGUGCGCCAGCCCCCGGCGCGUCCGCCUUUGCCUGCAGGGCUAUGCCCGCGACGAACUGGCGCACUCCUUCCAGCGCCUCUCGCUCUGCCUCUACAGCACCUCCGGGGGCGCCCGCCAGGACCCCGCCUCCGGGGGGAGGAGCCAGAGGACUCUCCUACCUUCCCGCCAGGAGCACCACGAGGCCCUCUUCCCCGACGGCCCGGACACUGAGCGGGAAUACACGACGCCCGACUGGACUGAGCCAGCCUUCCGGGCUCCAGAACUGCCCUACGAGGAGCUGUGGACCAACAACCAGAACCGCGGGAGCUACGCGGAGCCCAGCGGGAAGCCAGCCGGCCUGGAGAGCGCCAACCCGGCAGGCCAGAGAGACCUCAUCUCCUUCACCGGCCUCGCCUCGCCCCUGGGGUCCCCACCAUGCCAGCAGGGCCUGCUGGGGGAGGAGCCUGCGGGAGAUGCCCCGCCCCCCGUCCCGCCCAAGUCUGAUGCGGUGAGAGAGGAGUGCCGCCUUCUCGUUGCACCCCCAGUGCCACCCCGGGGUGGCCAUGUGCCAGCCGCUUCCAGCCCUCCGGUGCCUCUGCGUUUCCCGAAGCUCCAGGGAGCAGCUUCUUCUCCCAGCUCCAGCCUCUCCUACUAUUCGCCUGGACUGCAUGAAGGGUCGAGGCCGCAGAGUGGCAGCUGCUCCCCGUCUCCCGACUCCUACUCCCUGUACUGCUACCCCUGCACCUGGGGAGACUGCAAAGCAGGAGAUUCCUCCGGCCGCCCGCUGGCCAGCCCCCCGGCCCAGCCUCAAGCCCAGCCCGCCCAGGGGUCCUCAUGGUCAGAUCCGUGGCCCUACAGCGACCUGAGCGUGGCCACGGGGAGGCCCACCACCCCGCUGCUAGGGGGCAGUGACACCAGUGCCCUCAAGAGCUACUGCAGCUUCCCCCGCCUGAAGCCUCCCCAGGCGCCUCAGAAACGCUUUGCCCCCUUUGGGGCGCUCAACCCUUUCUCCAACCCGGCCUCCUCCGAGUGGCUGGAGCCCCUCGAGUGGCAGAAGACCUCUUCCCCCGAGACCUUUGACCCCUUCGAGGCCACCGCUUCCUCCUCCUCCUCUCCGGAGGGCGAGCCCCGCUACAGCCCCGUGCCCCCGCCACGCCCUGCCAAGCAGGCCUUUGAGCCCCCUGAGCACGUCGCCCUCCGGACGCCCCUGGGCCCCCUGCCGCCCUCUGUCACCCGUGGCGCGGAGUCGGGUGCUGCCCCCCGCCUCUACCUGGCCCCGGGGGUCAUCGAGGUGCCCCCCGCCCGGCUCAGCGGCGACGGCUCGCCCUGGCAGCCUCCGCCCGACCUGUCCGCCCUCUCUCUGGAAGAGGUCUCUCGCUGCCUGCGCUUCAUCGGGCUCUCGGAGGACGUGGUGAGCUUCUUUGCGCGCGAGCGCAUCGACGGCAGCAUCUUUGUGCAGCUGACCGAGGAGAUCCUGUCCGAGGACUUCCGCCUCACCAAGCUCCAGGUCAAGAAGAUCAUGCAGUUCAUCAAGGGAUGGCGCCCCAAGAUCUAG